AUGCUUCACUCGUGGCCUCACUUUCGCCACGCAGAGAGACACAUGCUACUCGCCUGCCGAAUCCUCCAGAAAGUCCGAAUUCAUCCAACUUGCCUGUGGACCAAACUGCAAGCAGGCAGCCUGGUCGUUCCGAGCGACAGAUCGGUAGAGGAGUCGUUUCUCUUCCCAAACGGACCGGUUGAGCGUAACCGCCAACUGGGCCUCGCAGAGAUUGAGAAAUUCUUGCAGACUUACGAACGCCUCCAGGCUCACUGGCAAGUCCUCAAGGAUUGUGCUAUAGAGAUAAUCAAGACCAAGAUGAAAGAAAAGGAUAUUCGUGGGCAAGUGACGGGUCGGGUCAAAGACUUCGAAUCACUGAAGACGAAACUAUUGCAGAGGAAUUCCCGCGCUCCCUACAAAGACGAUGAGGCAAUCCUCAACGACGGACUAGAUUUCAUUGGUCUCCGCAUCGCUCUAUAUCUUCCUGAUGACCAACCAAAAGUUGAGCUCCUCCUCAAGGAGGCGUUCGUGUAUGAGUCUACCACAACCUUCGAUCGAGAUUGGGAUUACAGAAGGCCCCAAGCCUACCGCAAAAGGUUUGGCGAGUACACGGCCGACCAUGUCUGGGUCAAACUCAACAAGGGCGGGCAGCUUCUAUACUACAAAAUGUUCAAGGAGUACCAGCGCGAUGCAGUAACAGGUACUAGUAUCAUAUAUCAAUCACAGCCUCUCGAGGUUCAGUUGCGAUCUGUCCUAAUGGAUGCGUGGGCGAACCUAAGCCACUUUUUGGAGUACAAACACUUGGACGGUGCUCUGUCUGGAAAAGAAAUGCAGCUGCUCGACGCUAUCAAAGGGCAGGUCGAAGGCGCCGAGCUUCUAAUUGAUAUACUGCAUCAAGAGCAUAACAAGAGGAUCAAUAACAACAAGAGACGUAUCGAUUCUGUUGAAGACGUCAACGAUAUUGUUACGGAAUACAUUCCCGCGGACUUACUGCACAAAAUCCCCUGCGGAGACAUGAGCUUACUUUUGAAAUAUCUCCAAAUGACCGACCACGCAACUCCGUACAAGUUACGGAAACUCAUGGCAGAAGUCAGUACCCGGGACGAUAUUAGAGCCGGAUUGGCGGCGUGGGUUCGCGACUAUGAUCCUCUACCUACAACAAUCUCUUAUUACAUUACCAGUCGCGUCCUUUCCCACAGGCAGUUGUUCUAUACUAGAAAUCAGCGGAGUUAG
This is a messenger RNA of Clonostachys rhizophaga, 1212 nucleotides long. The record is from the annotation of a GenBank genome assembly. NCBI's taxonomy places the organism in Eukaryota, Fungi, Ascomycota, Sordariomycetes, Hypocreales, Bionectriaceae.